This is a messenger RNA of Penicillium egyptiacum, 966 nucleotides long. NCBI's taxonomy places the organism in Eukaryota, Fungi, Ascomycota, Eurotiomycetes, Eurotiales, Aspergillaceae. The record is from the annotation of a GenBank genome assembly.
AUGGAUUCCCGCCGCCCUUCAAACUACCCAGCUCCAGGUGCAUCUUCAAGACCGAAAGUCCAACAGCCGAAACCCCAAACCCUCGGCAACCGCGCUGGUACUUCCGCGAUCUUGGUAUCCACGCGACAAAAGGGCAACCCAAUACUGACCCAUAUAAAGCUUCUACCGUGGGAGUAUGCCGACAUCCCCGCGGACUACGUGGUUGGCACCACGACGUGCGCAAUGUUUCUCUCCUUGAAAUACCAUCGCCUACACCCCGAAUACAUCUACUCCCGAGUGAAACAACUAGCAGGCAAAUACAACCUCCGCCUUGUACUGGUGAUGGUCGACAUACAAAACCAUGAAGACAUUCUCCGAGAGCUGUCCAAAACAUCCGUUAUCAACGAUCUGACAUUGAUAUUGUGUUGGUCUGCACCAGAGGCUGCGCACUAUCUCGAGCUCUACAAGUCCUCAGAGAACGCACAGCCCACCGCCAUUCGAGCCCAACAGGCCCAAUCCUAUAAGGAGUCACUGGUUGAGUUUGUCACGGUUCCCAGAAGUAUCAACAAGUCCGACGCCGCGAGUUUGAUCUCCACCUUCGGCAGCUUGCAAAAUGCCAUCAAUGCACAGCCCGAGCAGAUCAGCGCUGUGCCGGGAUGGGGAGAGAAGAAGGUCCAACAAUGGUGCCAUGCGGUCCGGGAAGACUUUAGAGUCGAGAGCACGAAGAGGGCUUCUGUUCCUGCCACACAACGCCGGGCUCAACUGCCAGGCGUGAAUGUGGAGGACAUACAUGAUCAGAAUAUGGGCGAAGAGGAUGAAGAAGAGGCGAUUCUUCAUGAAGUUCUAGCCGAAAGCAGAAAAACAGCAGCUGCGCAAGCUGUGCAAGCUGCGUCCCCUACUGAGCCUCAGGCUGGGGGUCACCAAACUGAAGAGAUGAGCGAAGGUAUUGCAGUGGCCCUUGCCCGGCUUAGAGACAAUGCUGGUUGA